Messenger RNA from Zychaea mexicana, 2361 nucleotides. RefSeq lists its product as uncharacterized. The annotation marks the transcript as partial. The transcript has 8 exons. Gene Ontology annotation, molecular function: D-type glycerophospholipase activity. Gene Ontology annotation, biological process: intracellular signal transduction; cell motility; phosphatidic acid biosynthetic process. The record is from RefSeq and is a predicted model, not a curated record. NCBI's taxonomy places the organism in Eukaryota, Fungi, Mucoromycota, Mucoromycetes, Mucorales, Lichtheimiaceae.
GCGUUGGAGCGGUACCUGUAUUCCCUCGCCCGUGCGCUCUGGAUCUCCCCACAAAUCAACAGGCUUUGCAAGUUUUUGGAAAUAUCCACACUUGGUCUGUACCUUUCCGUAUCCGACCCCAAUGGAUAUCAUGGAAAAGAAGGCUAUUUGACAAUCGUUGAUCGGACAGAUCGUGAAAUUGUGCGAACCCAGAGGGAUGGUAUAUUCUGUGGAUUACUCGCUCGCCAAGGAAGUAGACGGACACCGAAAUGGUUCAUCGUGCGAGAAAGUUACUUAAUUGUCUGUGCUGGUGGGCCACAUGAGACGGCCAUUGAAGACGUAUUUAUGGUAGACAGUGCUUUUCAAGUGAAACAAUUAUCAGCAGAACAACAAAGGAAGGACAAGACACUACCAUUACUUUCACGUGCGAGUAAAUGGAAGCCAAGUCAUACACUACGUAUCAGUAACUUUCACUGCGUGUGGCAUCUCAAGGCCAAAAACAGCCAACAAGGGCGACAAUUUCUUGACUCUAUCCAGUACAUGGCCGAACAGUCGAUUUGGUCACAAGAGCAUCCAUUCGGUAGCUAUGCGCCUAUACGUCAUCACACAUCUGCUUCGUGGUUUAUCGACGGAAGGGACUAUUUUUGGGAAGUUUCUUUGGCGCUCGAGAACGCUAAAGAAUCCAUUUACAUUCACGAUUGGUGGCUGUAUCUUCGACGCCCGGCGUCUGCCAACUAUGAAUGGAGACUGGAUCGUGUCCUGCAACGAAAAGCACAGCAAGGAGUGAAGAUUUACAUUAUCAUAUACAAAGAGGUAGCGGUUGCAUUACCACUAUACUCACACUAUUCAAAAAAGUACCUGCUAUCCCUAUCUCCAGACAAUAUCUAUGUACAGCGGCAUCCUUCGCGCGCCGCCGACAUUUUCAACAAAAAUAACGUUCUCUUCUGGGCCCACCACGAGAAGAUAUGCGUGGUUGACAAUCUGGUGGCAUUCAUUGGUGGAAUCGACCUCUGUUUUGGUCGAUGGGAUACAUAUCAACACGUUGUGGUCGACGAUGGUGAUCCAAGCUUGGCGCCAGACAACAAACAUCCGCAAAUAUGGCCGGGAAAAGACUAUUCCAAUCCACGUAUUCUUGAUUUUCAUACAUUGGACAAGCCAUUUGAGGAUAACAUGGAUCGCACGAAAUUACCACGGAUGCCAUGGCAUGAUGUAUCAUUGAAGAUCACAGGCCAGCCUGCGCGCGAUAUCGCUCGCCACUUUGUACAGCGAUGGAACUUUUUGCGGCGCAGCAAGGCAACACCUCCUAAACGUCCAACGCCGCUUCUCUUGGCGAAGCCCGAUAUAUCCCCUUUAUCCCACGUCUGUUGCAUCCAACUGUUGCGCAGUGUCUCUCAAUGGAGCCUUGGCAUCCGAGAUCAUGUGGAGCAAAGCAUCCAAAACGCCUAUGUCGAAGUGAUUGAAAACUCUGAACAUUUCGUCUAUAUUGAGAAUCAGUUUUUUAUCACCUCAACACAAUGUGGAUCGACUAAAAUUAUGAAUCGGAUCGGCGACGCGUUGGUGAACCGUAUUAUCAGAGCUAAAGAAGAAAGGCUUCAUUGGCGUGCAAUCAUUGUAUUACCCCUUAUCCCUGGAUUUCAAUCCGCAAUCAAUGAUUCAGAGGGUUCGACUGUACGACUUAUCAUGCACUGCCAAUAUAAGUCAAUUAAUCGUGGACCACACUCUAUUUUCGGCCGGCUCCGGUCGGCUGGUAUUGAUAAUCCGGAAGAAUACAUUACGUUUUAUGGACUCCGCAAUUGGGGUGAGCUUGACGAUGGUCAGUUGGUGACAGAGCAGGUGUAUGUCCACGCGAAGGUUUUGAUUGCCGACGAUCGCACGGUCAUCAUCGGAUCGGCAAACAUCAACGAACGUUCGCAGCUCGGCAACCGUGACUCCGAAAUAGCUGCAUGCAUCCAUGACAACGAGAUAGUUGCAUCAACAUUGCGAGGCGCCCCGGCCAAAGUGGGUGCGUUCGCGCAAUCUUUACGGAUGCGACUUAUGAGUGAGCAUCUUGGCCUGGAUAUUGAAAAUGCAUUGGAACAAAAGUCUGCUACUGUCAAUAACGUUGAUGGUGAUCAUAGCGAUGAUAAGAGUGAGGAUGUUGCCGAUAACGACAACAACAGCAGCAAAAAGCAAUCGGAGACAGAGCAAGCAACACGUUCUGAAAGUGUGCAAGCUAAUGCUUCUUUCAACAACAACCGGGACUACAUGCACAGGAUAUUGCGUGACCCGUUGGACUCGAAAUUUAUGAACGUAUGGCAUACCACUGCACGGCGUAACAGCCAUUUGUUCCGAUGCGCAUUUUUGGUGAUGCCCGAUAACAAUGUGCAGACAUGGGACGACUAC